Rotaria sordida is the source of this 711-nucleotide messenger RNA. Lineage: Eukaryota; Metazoa; Rotifera; Eurotatoria; Philodinida; Philodinidae. The record is from the annotation of a GenBank genome assembly.
AUGUCAACAACACCUACUGCACCUCCUUCAAAUAUGGAUCAGAAAAAAGAAUAUUUAUUCAAAGUACUUGUUAUUGGUGAAUUAGCCACUGGAAAAACAGCACUCGUCAAACGUUAUGUCCAUAACUUUUUCUCCGAACAUUAUCGAGCAACUAUUGGUGUUGAUUUUGCAUUAAAAAUUGUUAAAUACGAUGAUGAUACUGUUAUUCGUCUUCAACUGUGGGAUAUCGCAGGUCAAGAACGAUUUGGUAAUAUGACUCGUGUUUAUUAUAAAGAAGCAGUGGGUUGUUUUAUUGUUUUUGAUGUUACACGAGGAUCAACUUUUGAAGCUGUUACUAAAUGGAAAACAGAUUUAGAUAAUAAAGUUCAAUUGCCUGAUGGAAACCCUGUACCAUGUGUAUUACUUGCUAAUAAAUGUGAUUUAGCUAGAGAAGGUUUAGUUAAUAGUGCUCAACAAAUGGAUGAAUUUUGUCGAGCAAAAGGUUUUGCUAAUUGGUUUGAAACAUCAGCUAAAGAAAAUAUAAAUAUUGAAGCAGCAGCUCGAUUUCUUAUUAGUGAAGUUAUGAAACAUACUGAACAAUUACAACCACGUUCACCAGGCAGUUAUGCACGUAGUAAUACACUUAAUGUACAAGAUAAACCAGAUAACAAAUCGAAAAAUGAUCGAAAAUGUUGUGGUGGUAGUGAUGAUUCUGCUGAUAGCAAAAGUUAA